Podospora bellae-mahoneyi is the source of this 4114-nucleotide messenger RNA. RefSeq lists its product as uncharacterized. Gene Ontology annotation, biological process: regulation of transcription by RNA polymerase II; DNA-templated transcription. Bases 641 to 3439 code for a protein of 932 amino acids. The record is from RefSeq and is a predicted model, not a curated record. The transcript has 6 exons. Gene Ontology annotation, cellular component: chromatin. Lineage: Eukaryota; Fungi; Ascomycota; Sordariomycetes; Sordariales; Podosporaceae. Gene Ontology annotation, molecular function: DNA-binding transcription factor activity, RNA polymerase II-specific; zinc ion binding; RNA polymerase II cis-regulatory region sequence-specific DNA binding.
UUCAUCCAUCCAAACCCUCCAAGCAGCUACAGCAAUCUUGACAUUCACCUUUAUCCAAUCCAGGAUUGCGCCACAGGAGUAGGAGAAACGGUACACCCACGAGCGAGUCAGGCCCACCGCUCCCGCACACCGUCUCAGUUCCCAGUUCGACUUCUCGCCCACCCCCGCAAUCUCUGCGGAACUGUUUCCUUGUCGUCAUCUGACGUCGGGCUGCUCCAAGGCCUGCUUUAUCUUUGAAGAUUGAAGCGUGGUGAUUUCUCAGGGAUCAGAGAGGGGUGACGUCCAGCCAGCAAGCAAGCAACCAGUUAGGAUUCAGGGGAGAGCAUCUGGCUGAUAUCCUACCGACACCACACAACACACAAGCAACAGGACCAAGCAUGUCUUGUGCUGCUUGAUCCAGAUCCAGAUCCAGAUCCAGAUCCGGCCAACACAUUCCUGUCCCUCCCUCACGCCGACACAGACACGGCACCAGCACCCCGCAAACCUCGCAGUCUAAUUAUUUGGCCCCAGCUCCCCCUUCCCACCGCCCCCCUCUUCUUCCCCCUUUCCCCCUCCCCCACACUCUCCAGCCUUUGUGGCUUUCUCCUCCCUCUCCACCGGGCCUGCUGUAUACAGUACAAGCUGUCUGUACCUUCACGCCAUGCGCCCCCUACAAUCCAUCGAGACUCCCGCCCCAGCCACUGCCGACGAGAAUGGGGAAACCCGGCAGCAGAAGCCCAAGACGCUGCCGUGCAAGUACUGUAGCAAAUGCUUCAGGCGCGUGGAACAUGUUCAGAGGCACGAAAGGACUCACACCAAGGAAAAACCCUUUUCCUGCGAGUGGCCUAGGUGUGGAAAGCACUUUGGACGACGAGAUUUGCUCUCCCGUCACCAUAAGCUUGUCCAUUCCAACGAGGCGGGUAGCAACAAAGAUGGCGGUGGCCACAGACCGCGGAAGCCCUCGACGGCGGGCGCUGGCAUGGGACCUGUUGAUGACCAUGGUGAUGUCAAGAUGCUCGGUAUGCAACCACAACCGCAGCAGCAGCAGCAGCAGCAGCAACCGCAACCACCACCGCAUCAAAUGUAUCGACAGGAAGUCUUGCAGCCUACCGUUGUCUCGCCGAUCGCCCCUGACCCGCGCAUGUCAGCGCGGGCGCCAGCCUGCAAUCUCGACCUCUUAUCUGACGCAGCUACGCAUCUUGCUUCGGCCGGCGAAGUCAGCAACAUGCAGCCAUCCAUGAUGUCCGGCAUCUCGGACCACCAGCCGCCUCCGCCGCCGCUUGCUCCGGUGAAAACGUAUCACGACAGUAACCCUUACGGGGAUCGUGUUCGGGAGCAGGACCCGGGUGUCAUGUCUGGUGUAUACCAGACCCAGCCGGCCCCUUUUGAGGAUUACAAUUUGUUUUUGGAUGAUUAUGGGACGCAGCAUUUCCUCCCACCAGGGCUUGAAAUGGACCAAGGUUUCGGAUCGUGGUCUCGUCUAGGGGGCGACAUGCGUGGGCCGUCGAAGCCUGCUUCUGCCUUCCCGUCUCGAUUCCCGUCACUGCAGCCUGAUGCCCGAGAUCCAAAUGACGGUUCAAGGAUGCAUGAAGAUGGGAUGCAGGCUCCCAACUGGAGAAUUGCCGGAGCGAAUCAUAUCGCCGUCAAAAACAGGCUGGAUGAGUUUUCGUCGGUGCUUCCCAACGACUUUGUGUUUCCAUCUCGACAUACUCUCAACAGGUUUCUCGACGGAUACAUCAGUGGGUUCCACGAACACCUACCUUUUCUCCAUUUACCAAGCCUGGCACCCAUAGAUUUGGCACCCGAGCUCUUGCUGGCCGUCCUCGCGGUGGGAGCUCAGUACCGUUUUGAAACAAACCGCGGCCAUGCCCUGUGGUAUGCUGCAAAGGCUGUGGCCAUGGAACAGAUUCGCCGAAGACAUAGCCAUGAGGUACAUGGAUUGCUUCCGACACCAGCCGCCUACAGCCCACACUCGACUCGACCCUCCCCAAGCUCCGGUUUCAGGCACUCGUUUCCGUCGGUACAUCAAGACCGCCCCAUGACUCAGGAGACGCACAGAGAGCCUUAUUCUCCAAACACUCCACACGCCCGUCUUGAGACCAUCCAAGCCAUCCUUUUGCUGUUUUCGGUUGGGCUCUGGGGCCCCAAAGCCAUCCUCCAGGAAGCCCUUGGCUUGCAGAGCCAACUCGCUGUGCUAGUCCGGGAGGAGGGACUGGUCGGGGAGUCUAACCAACAGACAGUUGACCACGAGACCUGGGUCCGACAUGAAUCGGCCACUCGCACGAAGCUUGUCGCAUUUUGCUUCUUCAAUCUCUGCAGCAUCGCUUACAACACCCCGCCAAUGUUACUAACAUCCGAUGUUCACCUCUUCCUGCCCAGCCCGUCUCGACUAUGGAGGGCAGAGACAAGCUGGCAGUGGCAAGAAGCACGCCAGACUUGCCAAUUUGUCGACAUCACCCUGCAAGACGCGUUUAUGAGGCUUCUCAACCGCUCGUCUCAAGUUCCACCUCCACCGCUUACCUCGCUCGGAAACUAUGUUCUCAUCCACGCCCUCAUUCAGCAUAUCUUCCUUCUCAAGCAGACAUCGUUUACCAGCCUCUCGCCGUACGACUUUCGACGGGGGAUGAAACCGGAAGAUGUCGAAGACGUUACUCACGCUUUGCGGGUGUGGCAGACCGGAGUAGAGCAGCAUCGGCAGAUCAGGGCGAAUGAAUCAGGAGGACCAGCAUCGGCAGACAACUUUUUUGGCGGACCAGUGGCUUUCAACUCGGCAGCGCUGUUGAGGCUGGCGUACAUCAGGCUUUACACCGACCUGAGCCCCAGCCGGAGUCUGGAGACGAGGGAUCAUGUUUUGAUUGCGUCAGCGUUCAGUGACGCACCGCUGUUGGUGAGAAACAAGAGGCUGAACGGAGCGGUGGUACCGGCUGUGCAUGCGCUGGCCCAUUUGGUGAAGGUAGGGGUGAACUAUGUGGCGAGGACGAAGAGUUUGGAGUGGAGUAUGCAGCAUUCUUUGUGCAACCUCGAAUGCGCCAUCCUUCUUUCCAAGUGGCUCUUGACGCUCUCCGCCAUAGGCCCGGCCGACCAACCUCUGUCAGUGGAGGAGAAACAUGUUUUGGAAAUGGUUUGCCGGAUGCUCGACGAGACAGAAUUCGCCGUGCCGAUUGAUCCUUCGUUGGGUGGCGGGAAUGGGGGAGCUUCGUCGUCGGCUAACCACCACGGCGGGGGCCAUCACCAGUCCCGUUCGAUCGACAUGAAUGCUUCUGCUUCGACGGAUAGCACAAAGCUUCGACAGCUAGCUUGUGCGGUAGUGAGGCUGUGGGCGGAAACGUUCAAGGGGGCGCAUAUGUUUGAGAUUUUGAGGAUUAUGGCGGCGGGGCUGGACGGGUAUGGGGAUCUGAUUGAGAAACCGAGGGAUCGGACACCGUUGGGAAAGUUUGUGGGUGGUCAGGGCUUGGGGUGAGAGGAUAGGAGGGGUGGAUGAGUGUUGAAGGGACGCCACGUUGGGGAUUAACCAGGAGGAAGCCGCCCGUUGGAGGAGGCGAAGCCGAGCCGGGUCUGUCAGAUUUCCAACAAAGACGCAUUUACCGGUAAUGUGGAAGUCGAGAAAUGGUUGAAUGUGGCCAAGCUGGAUGGCGACGAGAUAUCGGGCCCUAUCGCCCUCCAUGGCACGACCUUUUUGGCAUUGCUGCUACACCGUCUUUGCCUAGUGGAAGGGGGCAUGCUGGAGCCGGUUGUGGAGGACUUUCGGCAGGGAGUAAACGGACUUGGUUGAUGCCGAUUCGGGAGAAGGCGAGAAUUGUGAAGACGUGGGAGAGAUGACAGGGAACAAUGGCUUGGUGUAGUGCGAGAGCUCGCUGAGUUGCUGAUACCACUGCUGUUGUUUCGAGGAGACUGACAUUCGAAUCGCGAUGGCUAAUGGGCAUAUGCCUGUUUGUCGUUCAAGCACUUUGCACACAUAUCCAUCCUAUUAUCUAUAUACCAUGAAUUCAAAUCUUGGGAAGACGCAUUUUGUUACAUUCCGAUUGAGAAGGCCGAGGCUCAACCAAGGUGGGAAAUCCACUGGGCUGGUUGUCAACCCUAUCUUGAUCGAUGCCAUUACGGAGAUGCCCCUUCUUCAGUCAAUUGCAAUUUUCUU